Messenger RNA from Candidozyma haemuli, 705 nucleotides. RefSeq names its product Mrt4p (gene MRT4). Gene Ontology annotation, cellular component: nucleolus; preribosome, large subunit precursor. Bases 1 to 705 code for a protein of 234 amino acids. Lineage: Eukaryota; Fungi; Ascomycota; Pichiomycetes; Serinales; Metschnikowiaceae. Gene Ontology annotation, molecular function: RNA binding. Gene Ontology annotation, biological process: nuclear-transcribed mRNA catabolic process; ribosomal large subunit assembly; rRNA processing. The transcript has a single exon. The record is from RefSeq and is a predicted model, not a curated record.
AUGCCUAGAUCAAAGCGUUCGAAACUAGUAACAUUAUCUAAAACCGAUAAAAAGGGAAAGGAAAAUAAAGAAAGAAUUUUCGAUGCGGUGAGGACUGCUUUGGACGAAUUUCGCUUUGUAGUCGCGUUGCAGUUGGGGGACCUCAGAAACAAUUUUCUUCAAGAUAUUAGAGGUGAUUGGGCAGGAUCAAAGAUCAUCCUGGGCAAAAGGAAAGUACUCCAGAAGGCUCUCGGUGAAACUGAUCAAGAGGCUUACAAAGAUAAUUCAAACAAACUUAGCAAGGUGCUUUCAGGCGAACAUGGCCUCAUAGCACUCUUGUUUACGGAUGAGUUGCCGGAAACAGUUGAUGCCUAUUUCUCGGCGUUUCGUAAAACCGAUUAUGCGAAAGCUAAUAACGAUGCUCCGAUAGAUUUUAUUGUUCCACAGGGUGUGGUUUAUUCAAGAGGAGGUCAAGUGCCGUUGGAAGAAGAUGUCCCUAUGUCGCACUCACUAGAAGUUACAUUGAGGACGAAGUACAAGAUGCCAACGAAAAUCAAAGCGGGAAAAAUUUUCUUGGACGAGCCAUUCGAAGUUUGCCGAAGAGGCGACCAUUUAGACGUUACGAAAGCGUUGAUUCUCAAGCAGUUCGGCGUUGCUGCUACGGAAUUUACUGUUAAAAUUCUCGGGAGCCUCGAUUCAGAAACUGGCCAAUGUAAGAAAUAUUGA